CAGACCACGGUGGACUUACUAAAGUUCGAUACAAAACAAGCGCGAGCCAUUGUACGAGUUCCAUCAAACAUCUACGUAAAGUUGCGGUCUGCAAUUGCGUUGAUUGGUCAAUUUCAGGAUAUUCCGUGUAGCUUUGCACAAUGUCAAUCUGCAAGAGCUAUGGUAAAGAUAAAGUUAUAUUUGCCACCAAAGAGGAUCACGCUAUACCCAGCACGGUUGAACUGCCGGAAUCCGAACCGGCACCAGGUUUAAUUCUUGAGAAUGGAGAUAUAAACUGGAACUGCCCAUGUCUUGGUGGUAUGGCAACUGGACCUUGUGGAGUGGAAUUUCGCGAAGCGUUUUCCUGUUUUCAUUAUAGUGAAGCACAACCAAAAGGUUCUGACUGUUAUGAUGCUUUCAAAACGAUGCAAGAUUGUAUGGCCAAUCAUCCGGGAGUAUACAAGCAAGCCGCACAUGACGACGAUGAUGCAGAAGAUGGUUUGGAUGUAGGAGCAAUGUUAGGCGAAGAUUCAGAUGUACAAACUCUCAAAUCUGAUCCAUCUGAGGUAACACAUAGCAGGGAGACUUCUACAAAGGAAGAGCAGUCUACCACAGUAGUGCAAAAAGCAAACUAGAGUUGUAAUAUAUGAAGAUGGUAGUAAACUGUAAUAUCGUUUUUUAUUCGCCCUAUCAAAUAUAUAGUUAGGAAACUUCGAUUUAGGAGUUCCGUCGGUA
Messenger RNA from Wyeomyia smithii (pitcher-plant mosquito), 714 nucleotides. RefSeq names its product mitochondrial intermembrane space import and assembly protein 40-B. Gene Ontology annotation, biological process: protein import into mitochondrial intermembrane space. NCBI's taxonomy places the organism in Eukaryota, Metazoa, Arthropoda, Insecta, Diptera, Culicidae. The record is from RefSeq and is a predicted model, not a curated record. The coding region runs from base 141 to 614 and encodes 157 amino acids. Gene Ontology annotation, molecular function: protein-disulfide reductase activity. Gene Ontology annotation, cellular component: mitochondrial intermembrane space. The transcript is spliced from 3 exons.